AUGGGUGGAGUGGACCCGUCUGUGCUGAAGGACCUUCCCCCUGAGCUGCUGGCUGAGAUUGAGUCCACCAUGCCCCUGUGUGAGAGAGUGAAGAUGAAUAAACGCAAACGCAGCACGGCGAACGAGCGGCCACGGUACGCUGAGGAGAGCUCGGACGACGAGGAGCUGAGGAACGCUGACUCGACGCGUAAGCGGCAGAAGAAGGAUCGUGACCGAACGUGGGAGUUCGAAGAGAGAGAUAGGCGGAGCUCCGGAGACCAUCGGCGAGUCCACGAAGGCCGCAGGGGGAGAGGCGCUCGCUAUGACGACUCUGAGGAAGACUCGCCCCCGCCCAGCCUCAGUGACGUGGCGCGGAGUCUGAGGAAGAAGGAGAAGGAGAAGAAGAGGAAAGCAUAUGAGCCCAAACUCACAGCUGAGGAAAUGAUGGAUUCCUCCACCUUCAAAAGGUUCUGCGCCAGCAUAGACAGCAUAUUAGAGAACCUGGAGGACGUGGACUUCACCGCUCAGGAUGAUGAUGAGAUUCCUCAGGAGCUGUUGCUGGGGAAGCACCAGCUGAGCGAGCUGGGCAGUGAGUCAGCGAAGAUAAAGGCCAUGGGCAUCGCAGACAGGAUUCCCACUGAUAAGCUGGUGAAGCUGUUGAACAUCCUGGAGAAGAACAUUCUGGAUGGAGCCAAUCUCUCCACACUCAUGAGCCCUGAGAAUGAAGGUGAAGAUGAGGAGCGUCUAUGGCGAGAUCUGAUUAUGGAGCGUGUGACGAAGUCUGCAGAUGCGUGUCUGACGGCGUUGAACGUGAUGACGUCUCCUCACAUGCCCAAAGCCGUGUACAUCGAGGACGUGAUUGAGAGACUGCUUCAGUUCACUAAGUUCCACCUGCAGAACACGCUGUACCCUCAGUACGACCCCGUCUACCGCAUAGACCCUAAAGGAGGCUCCAUGCUGAGCUCGAAGGCUAAGCGUGCUAAGUGCUCCACUACUAAGCAGAGGGUGAUCAUCAUGCUGUAUAAUAAAGUGUGUGACGUGGUCAGUAACAUCUCAGAGCUCUUAGAGAUCCAGCUGAUGACUGACACCACCAUCCUGCAGGUGUCGUCUAUGGGGAUCACUCCGUUCUUCGUGGAGAACGUGAGCGAGCUGCAGCUGUGUGCUAUCAGGCUGGUGACGGCGGUGUUUUCUCGCUAUGAAAAACACAGGCAGUUAAUUCUGGAGGAGAUUUUCACCUCUCUGGCCCGACUGCCCACCAGCAAGCGCAGCCUCAGGAACUUCAGGCUGAACAGCAGUGAUGACGAAGGAGAGCCGGUGUACAUUCAGAUGGUGAGCGCUCUGGUUCUCCAGCUCAUCCAGUGUGUGGUGCACCUCCCCUCCGACAGAGACCUCACAGAGGAGGACCACAAGAAGGUGGAUGAGGACGUGCUGAUCACGAACUCGUACGAGACGGCUCGGCGGACGGCUCAGAACUUUCUCUCCGUCUUCCUGAAAAAGUGUGGCAGUAAGCAGGGCGAGGAGGACUACAGGCCGCUGUUUGAGAACUUUGUGCAGGAUCUUCUGUCUACAGUGAACAAACCGGAGUGGCCUGCGUCUGAACUGCUGCUCAGUCUGCUGGGGAGAUUACUGGUGCACCAGUUCAGUAAUAAGCAGACGGAGAUGGCCCUCAGGGUGGCCUCUCUGGACUACCUGGGCACUGUAGCAGCUCGGCUCAGGAAGGACUCGGUCACCAGCAGGAUGGACCAGAAAGCCAUCGACCGGAUAAUACGAGAGAGCUCAGGGAACGACGAAACUCAGCAGCUUCAGAAAGCUCUGCUGGACUACAUAGACGAGAACACAGAGACCGACCCCGCCAUAUUAUUUGCGCGUAAGUUCUACGUCGCGCAGUGGUUCAGGGACUGCACUACGGAGUGUGAGAAGGCCAUGAGGAGUCAGAAUCAGAAGCAGGACGACUCCGACGGUGGGCAGCACGCCAAAGAGCUCAGAGACACUCGGGACAUCAUGCAGCGAGCCGAGGCACGCAAAAAAUUCCUCCACUCCGUCAUCAAGUCCUCCACCAACCAGUUUACAACACUCAGGAUGAAUUCAGACACUGUGGACUACGACGACGCCUGCCUUAUUGUACGCUACCUGGCCUCCACCAGACCCUUCUCCCAAAGCUUCGACAUCUACCUGACCCAGAUCCUGAGGGUUCUGGGAGAGAGUGCGAUUGCGGUCAGGACCAAAGCGAUGAAGUGUCUGUCUGAGGUGGUGGCUGUGGACCCCAGUAUUCUGGCCAGGUCGGAUAUGCAGCGUGGGGUCCACGGGCGGCUGAUGGAUAACUCCACCAGUGUGCGGGAGGCAGCGGUGGAGCUGCUGGGCAGAUUUGUGCUGAGUCGGCCUCAGCUUACAGAGCAGUACUACGACAUGCUCAUCGAGAGGAUACUGGACACGGGCAUCAGUGUGCGUAAGCGUGUGAUAAAGAUCCUGAGGGAUAUCUGUCUGGAGCAGCCAGGAUUCAGCAGGAUCACUGAGAUGUGUGUGAAGAUGAUCCGCCGAGUCAACGACGAGGAGGGAAUCAAAAAACUAGUGAACGAGACGUUCCAGAAGCUGUGGUUCACCCCGACGCCCAGUCACGACAAAGAGACCAUGAACAGGAAGAUCAUCAACAUCACUGAUGUGGUGGCGGCCUGUCGGGACUCUGGCUAUGACUGGUUCGAGCAGCUCCUGCAGAACUUGCUGAAGUCGGAGGAGGAUUCCUCCUACAAGCCCACGAGGAAGGCCUGUGUGCAGCUGGUGGACAGUCUGGUGGAGUACAUCCUCAAACACGAGGAGGCUCUGGCAGAGCAUAAGAGCGUGAACUCGACUCGCCUGGUGGCCUGCAUCACCACCCUGUACCUGUUCAGCAAGAUCAGAGCUCAGCUGAUGGUCAAACACGCGAUGACCAUGCAACCCUACCUCACCACCAAGUGCAGCUCUCAGAGUGACUUCAUGGUGAUCUGUAACGUAGCUAAGAUCCUGGAGCUGGUGGUUCCUCUGAUGGAGCAUCCGAGUGAAAGUUUCCUCACCACCAUCGAGGAGGACCUGAUGAAGCUCAUCCUCAAAUACGGCAUGACUGUGGUUCAGCACUGUGUCAGCUGUCUGGGCGCUGUGGUAAAUAAAGUAACCCAUAAUUAUAAGUUUGUGUGGGCGUGUUUUAACCGUUACUAUGGCGCCCUGACGAAGCUGAAGGUGCAGCACCAGGAGGGCAGCAGCAGUUUGGCUCAGGCGGCCACCAAAGCCGCGCUGCUGCGCUCGCUCUUCACCGUGGGGGCGCUGUGCCGGCACUUCGACUUCGACCUGGAGCAGUUCAAAGGCACCACCAAGAUUGAGAUUAAGGAGAAAGUCCUGGAGCUUCUGCUGUACUUCACCAACCAUGAAGACGAGGAGGUGAAGUGUAAAGCCAUCAUCGGUCUGGGUUUCAUGUUCAUAAUGCACCCCAGUCAGAUGUUUGUUCCGGAGGUGAAGACUCUGUAUAACGGCCUGCUGUCUGAACCUAAGAGCUCCAUCACCCUGAAGAUCCAGGUGCUGAAGAACCUGCAGAUGUACCUUCAGGAGGAGGACUCCCGCAUGCAGGAGGCAGACCGAGAGUGGCAGAAGCUGUCGAAGCAGGAGGACCUGAAGGAGAUGGGCGAUAUCUCCUCAGGAAUGAGCAGCUCCAUCAUGCAGCUCUACCUGAAGCAGGUGCUGGAGGCCUUCUUUCACACACAGUCCAGCGUCCGGCACUUCGCCCUCAACGUCAUCGCCCUGACGCUCAGCCAGGGGCUCAUACACCCUGUACAGUGUGUGCCGUACCUGGUCGCCAUGGGAACAGACCCUGAACCCACCAUGAGGAAUAAAGCCGACCAGCAGCUGGUGGAGAUCGACAAGAAGUACACGGGCUUCAUCCAUAUGAAGGCCGUGGCAGGGAUGAAGAUGGCGUACCAGGUGCAGCAGGCCGUGAUCGGUUCCUCUGGUUCCAUCAUCCGCGGGUUCCGGAAGGAUGAGUCCAACACGGCGCUGUGUUCUCACCUGUACAGCAUGGUGCGCAACAGCAGGAACCAGCGCAGAGCCUUCCUCGUCUCUCUGCUCAACCUGUUCGACGACAGCUCGAAGCUGGAGGUGAGCAUGCUGCUGUUCGUGGCUGAUAACCUGGCCUACUUCCCGUAUCAGACUCAGGAGGAGCCGCUCUUCAUCAUGCACCACAUCGACAUCAUGCUGUCUGUGUCCGGCAGCAACCUGCUGCAGACCUUUAAGGAGUCUUUAGUGAGACCACCGGGCCGGCCCCCCCGGAAACAGCGUCCGAGGGCGAGAGUGAGGAGGGAGAGAGAGGAGGAGGAGGAGAGGAGAGAGGAGGGCAGCGAGGAGGAGCGAAGCGAGGGAGAGCAGGAGGAGGAGGAGGAGGACCGAUUGAUGAAGGUCCAGGAGGCGGAGUCAGAGUCAGACUCUGACCUGGAGAAUGCUGAUGCGGUGAUUGAGCGUCUCCCUGACGACGCCGCGCCCCUGCUGGACUUCGCCCGCGCCUCACAGGGCAUCCUCCUCCUGCUGGUGCUCAAACAGCACCUCAAGAACCUCUACGGCUUCUCCGACGGUAAAAUCCAGAAGUACUCCCCCUCGGAGUCGGCCAAAGUGUACGAUAAAGCCGUCAACAGGAAGUCCAAUGUGCACUUCAGCCCUCGCCAGACAAUCGACUUCCUGUCCAACAGCGAUGUCCGCAGUGAGCUGACCGAGCAGCUGAAGAGGAAGAUCGUCAAGCAGUACCUGGAUUUUAAGCUGCUGAUGGAGCACCUGGAUCCUGAUGAAGAGGAGGAGGAAGGUGAGACGAGUGCUGCCGUCAGAAACAAAGCCAUCACCGCCCUGCUGGGGGUGCCGGGAGGAGGCAGCCCCCGGAACCACCACACGCCCGACUCCGAGGAGGACGACAGUGAGGGGGACGACAGGACGCCAGGGGCGAGUCGGCGCGGGAGGAGAGCCGCAGACAGCGCAGACACUCUGCAGGCCAACCUAAACGAAUCGGUCAGCGCGCUGGACAUCAUAGCCAUCCACUGUCCACGGUACAGGGACCGCCCCCAGCUGGCCAGGGUCAUCCAGCGCAUCUCUGAGGGCUACAGCGUCCAGUGGAUGGCCGGCUCGUACUCCAGCCCCUGGUCCGAGGCCAAGCGCAGAGACGGACGCAAGCUGGUGCCGUGGAUGGAAACCAUCCGCGAAUCAGACAUCGUCUACAAAAAAAUCACACUGACCAGCGGCAACAAGAUCAGCCACAAACUGGCCCAGACACUGCGGGGCAUUUACGCCAACAGAGACCGGAACUCCAGCUAAUCCGCACAGACCACCACAUCACACACACACACACACACACACACACACACACACACACACACACACACACAUUAACAACAGAGACGCACCGGAAUCUCAGUCACCCAAAGCUUGUGGCCCAAAACAGUCAAAAAUGGCACUUUUGGUUUUCGGCCUAAAGAGAUAAACAGCCAAGAAGUUUGACUGAAGAAACCAAAACACAGAACACAACAGACAGCGACCUGCUCUGGAUCCUCGUUCCGCUCCUCAGGGGCAAAUAAUGCCCUCAUGUCCAAAAUCCUCCAUAAUUAAACAGUUAAGAUGUAAACAGACUCAUUUAGAGUCGUUCAGAGUCAUUCAGAGUGGUUUGGUGUGAAACGCUCUGUUCUAGAUAAACUUACCGAGUCAGAACUGUUCACAGUGGUGGUGAUGGGAACCAGACGUCCACCUCUAAAAGCUCCCUCACAGAAAGUUCCUACAGUAAAUGGUUAUGAAUUCACUGCCUGAUGACUGAGACACUGUUUUAUGAUAGUUUAGAGAACUUAAACUCCAUUCAUGGUGGAGGGAUACAUGCAGGGCGCUGUGAGGCAAAAUAGUCCCCAAAGAAAACUUAAUAUUUCAGAUUUUCCACUAUUUUCAUCAUCAACAUUCAUAUAAACUCAGAAGACUCGUGUAGGUUCACUGGUGGUUCUGGAUAGGAAAUAAAAUGUCUAUAUCUGUGUUGUAGUCAUGGCGACCCCUGGUUCCUAUCAGCACCACUGUAAAGACACCUGAACCAUUUCACACCAAACUGCUCUGAAUGUCUGUUCUGAGUUUUGGGGCUGUUUUAGGUUUUGGGCCCAGACUGGCUGCUGGUGUCGGUGCGUCUCUGUCCCGUUCAGGUUUGUGUCUGAGUUUAAUCAGGACCAGACUGAUCUCUGUCCGCUCACACACACUGCGCUGUGUUACACUACACACUCCUCCCCAUGCUGUGUGUGUGUGUGUGUGUGUGUGUGUGUGUGUGUGUGUGUGUGUGUGUGUGUGUGUGUGAGGCGCUGGUGACUGAAAUGGUGAAACAUUUGUACGGGUGCUUUUUCGCUGCUGUGCAGCAGAACUCCCUUUGCUUUGAUUUCUACUCCCUCUGUAUCAUAGUUUAACAUAAAAAUAUUGUUUAUAUCUAUAAAAGAAAUUUAAAUAUUUACUGAAUGUUGAAGAAAAAUUAGUUUGUUGAUGUUUUUACAUUUUUUCCUUUCUUUCUUAGCGCCAGAAGGCUUUCUUAUAGUUUGGCUCUUCCUCUGAACGGCGGAUGAUUCUUCUCUCUGUGGAGCUGUUUGUCCGUUUUUUGUACGAUAGCAGGGUGUGGAUGUAAUUUAUUGUGUAAAGCAUGCAGUAUGGAGCCCGGGGCAGCGGCCGCGCGCGAUUGGCUGGAACGGCGGGUCCACUGAUGGAAUAAAUACUGCAAUAAAUUUUCUACUUCUCUUAACUGA
Colossoma macropomum (tambaqui) is the source of this 6740-nucleotide messenger RNA. Its product is annotated as nipped-B-like protein A. The coding region runs from base 1 to 5295 and encodes 1764 amino acids. The transcript has 37 exons. Gene Ontology annotation, molecular function: chromatin binding. Gene Ontology annotation, cellular component: Scc2-Scc4 cohesin loading complex. The record is from RefSeq and is a predicted model, not a curated record. Gene Ontology annotation, biological process: embryonic viscerocranium morphogenesis; digestive tract development; replication-born double-strand break repair via sister chromatid exchange. Lineage: Eukaryota; Metazoa; Chordata; Actinopteri; Characiformes; Serrasalmidae.